Molecule: messenger RNA, 2513 nt
Organism: Setaria italica (foxtail millet)
Lineage: Eukaryota; Viridiplantae; Streptophyta; Magnoliopsida; Poales; Poaceae
Product: mediator of DNA damage checkpoint protein 1
Exons: 7
Coding region: 240-2102 (620 amino acids)
Source: RefSeq, a predicted model, not a curated record
UUUGGAACGCGCGCCUCCCUGGCGCAGCGCACUCAUCAUCUACCCCCCAUUCCUCGCAUUACCAAUCCACCGCAUCGAACCCCGAAUCGCUCGCUCCCUUGCUCGCUUUAUCAAUGGCUGAUUAGUGCCGAAGCGAAGACGCGACACCAUUCAACUCCGGCCUUACUCCGGCCUCCCCUCCAAGGCUCGAACGAAGGUUCUGCUUGCCUAUCUAUGUUAUCCAUUACAGCUUGGGUACAAUGAGUAGUGCAAGAGUUCCAGGAAGGUUAGAUUACCUUAAUUCACAGGAGCCUGGUGAUGAAUCACAGGCCACUGCUAUUGACACUGUGGAAAGACUGCUAGUAGAAGAUGAUAUAGAAACUUCUCAGAAAACAAGCACUGACCCGAUUAGUGGGAUAAAGCCAGCUUCUAUAUUAGGCACAAAAGUGGCUCAGUGCCUGGCCCAAAGGGCUGAGUACAAUAGCCCUCUCCAAAAGUCAGGUAUUUUUGACUGGGCUGAUAAUCCAAAUAAUGAUGAAUGCACAGCCAUUAUGAUUUCCAGGAAAAAACAAAGGAUCCAUGCUAACACUCAAGUGAAGCAUUUGGCCUCCCAGAGAUACUGUGGCAAUGGAUCAAGUACCAGGGCUGGGUUCAUAUCAGAUUGUAUUGGUGGUGUCUCAGGCGUGGAUUCUUUCAAGAAGCCAGAACCUGUUGGUUCUACAGAUGAUUUAUAUGAAGCAUAUGAUAUUGGGCCAUGUACUCAGAUGGCAGCUGAAGCCAUGGAAGCAUUGUCCAAUGCAUCAACUGUCAAUUAUGUUGUCAGGGAUGAGGCACAUCCUGAAAGUUCUAUUCUCGGAACAAAUUUGGGAAAAGAAAGCAAAGCUGAUAAGAUAUGUUCAGUUGAAUCGCAAAUUCAAAAGCGAAUCGUUGGAAGUUCAAGCUCUUUGAAAAAGCAUCCCAGAAAGUCAAAAAACAUGAAGAACCCAAAACAAAUGGCAGGGAAAGCAAAAGGAAAUGUGGACUGUGGCAGCAUUCAAGGAGCCAUAAAUCAUGAGGUGUCAGAAAGAACCAAGGGAUCUGGUGCAAGUGAUUCAAAUAUUCUAGGUUCUCAUGCUGUAAUCCACCCUAGAGGGAAGAGGACCUAUAUGUUUAUCUCAAGAAGCUCGAAAGUUCAAUUCAAUAAAGUUGGCAGCUCAACUACAUUUACAUCCAAAAGUACAGAAGUAGCAGACUCAUCGACAGCAAAACCAGUUAGCACAUGUGGCCUUGAUUUCAACAAGCAUGCCAGAGUGGAAAAACAAUCCACAUCUGCACAAGAAGGUCAUAACUCUAGCUUGACAAGCAGGGUACCACUGAGAGAGAUAAAUAGCACAGGCCCCCAGUCUAGGACACAGAUGUCAAAGAAACCACCGAAGAGAGGCCUUCUGAAAUCACCAAAUUCCAGAGAACUUGCCAGUCUGUUCAGAAAUGAAGCAUCUCCAGUUUUACAAUCAAGCAGGCGAAGAAGAAAUAUGUCCAAAGUCCGUGUUCUGUUCAGCCAAAGCAUGGACAAGGAAACCAUCAAAAUGCAAACGAAGAUACUGAUAUACUUUGGAGUACCUGCAGCGACAACUAUUAGAGAGGCUACACACUUUGUUGCUGAAAAGUUUGCCCGUACAAGGAACAUGCUGGAAGCAAUAGCUAUGGGGAUACCUAUAGUCACACCAUCAUGGCUUCAAUGCUGUGGAGAAGCAAGGUGCUUCAUUGAUGAAAAGAAAUACAUUAUGAGGGAUAUGAAGAAGGAAAAGGAACUAGGCUUUAGCAUGCCUGUCUCACUAGGCAGAGCCUGUGAAAAACCAUUGCUUGAGGGUAGAAGAGUACUGGUCACACCAAAUGCCAAGCCUAGCAAGGAGCUCCUGAAAAGUUUAGUAGUGGCAGCUCGUGGUCAGCCAUCAGAGAGAAUCACAGCCUCUACAAUGAAGAACAAGAAUUUUGAGGGGGCUUUUGUCAUCUCUUGUGAACAAGACCACAGUGUCUGUAUGCCAUUAAUUAAGAGUGGUCUCCAAGUGUUUGACUCGGAGCUUCUGCUGAACGGUAUCGUCACUCAGAAGCUAGAGUUUGACAGGUUUCGCCUUUUCCAUUAAAAAACAACCAUUUGAGCAAGAUCUGAAUAGUUUUGGUACUGCGCAAGGCAAACAGAGCACCUGUGUACAUAUGCAUCCUUUUCUUUCUCCAGCUAAUCUUAUAUAUGAUCCCUUGCGCACUCUUUCCUGUGUUUAUCGUUGGAGCCUCUGGCCCUUACCAUGACCCCGUGCUCUCGAUUGGCUCAUGGCACACACACCAUGUGCGAUUUUGGAGUUCUUUUAUGGCUCUGCAUGUUAGCCUAUGGUACUAUGUAGUUACGACUGGAUACAUGAUUUAUCAGUGUCAUUCUGCCCUCGAGUCUAUUCAGAAUUGUCGUAGAACCAAUCAAGUUGGGUGGCAUUGUCAUGAGAGAGCAGUAUGCAUGUAAGGAUUGGAAUUGCAGUCCAUGUGAUCAGCUCAUGGUGUCUCUG